This is a messenger RNA of Paraphaeosphaeria sporulosa, 177 nucleotides long. RefSeq lists its product as uncharacterized. NCBI's taxonomy places the organism in Eukaryota, Fungi, Ascomycota, Dothideomycetes, Pleosporales, Didymosphaeriaceae. Bases 1 to 177 code for a protein of 58 amino acids. The transcript has 2 exons. Gene Ontology annotation, cellular component: mitochondrial inner membrane. The record is from RefSeq and is a predicted model, not a curated record.
AUGGGCCCCCCAAAGUACCCGCCCAUGGGCAACCACCCAAUCCACGUGCACCCGGUCCGCCCGCUCUACCGCUUCAUGUCCACCGCCCUCGGCGCCUCCAUGUGGUUCUUCUUGAUGUACCGCGCGAAGAAGGACGGCCCCGCGCUGCUCGGCUGGAAGCACCCGUGGGACCAUUGA